Molecule: messenger RNA, 1958 nt
Organism: Corticium candelabrum
Lineage: Eukaryota; Metazoa; Porifera; Homoscleromorpha; Homosclerophorida; Plakinidae
Product: heat shock protein DDB_G0283913-like
Exons: 6
Coding region: 35-1789 (584 amino acids)
Source: RefSeq, a predicted model, not a curated record
UCGAUCACGCGUUGUCGAUCAAAUUUUGUUCGCCAUGAGUCAAGCGCAAGUGGAAGCAGACAUUAAGUCAUGGACGGGAAGGCAGUACGAUAUGAUAAUAGAUAUUCCUCAACUUGUCAUUCUACCAGAAGAAGAACCCACAAUGCAAUGGCAUUGCUAUCUCAACCAACGUUUUAAACCCAUUCUUAUGAAUUACCUGCCACAGCUUGACUGUCGACAAAAGCAGAAACCCAAGGCAGCUGCAGUAGCAUCAAUCGUAGCGGAUCAAGUAGACAAACCUCAACAUCAAGUAGAAGAACAACAGCUCGAAGAAGAGACGAUGAAGGAGAUAAAACAUCACAUGGAUUCCCUGCUGCAAGAUCGAAACAGAGUAGUUAGUUUCAUUGGACAUUACGGCAAGGGAAAAACAUUCGUUAUGAAUCAAUUGGCGGGCACAUCUUUACCAUCCGGAUUCCGACCAAAGGAUGCCACGUUAGCUCUCAACUUUCUGCUGCCUCCCAAAACAGAGAAAAGUGUCUUACAUAAUCACGUCUUCAUAGACACAGCAGGCAUUGACGGACCAGCACUAGACGUCAGUGAUCCUAAACUGAAAGGGCAGAUGUUAGCAAGAGACAAGCUGAUCAAAGACGUUGUUGUAGCUCUUAGCACUGACAUAGUGCUGGUUACAACAGAACUAACAUGGUCUGAUCAAGAACUCAUCAAAUUCUUAAGUAAUGAGCUUGAAGUCUACAACAAGAGGGGUGCAGGAACAAAAUGUCUGUAUGUUGUUCAUAAUUUCAACAGUGUUUCCACUGAACGUGAUUUACUGGAAAAAUGGCAGGUACACGUUGUCAACACGCAUCCUAAUGAUACUGCCACAGUCAAACACAGAAGAGCACUGGAAGUUCACCCAAAACCCAAGACCCAAGACAGGAACAAGACGUUCACUCCUUGUAUUUCUCAUAAGGAUGGGCCAAAACAUUUCCUCAUUGGCAAUGCUGAAUCACAAGCAGGACAGGCAUUCAAUGUACAAACCCUAAAUGUGUUGCAAGACCUACUCAACAAAGGUGGUACCGAGGGUGUUCCAAAAUUGACAAUGGACAAUUUGAUUGAUACACUAUUCGAGUGUCUCAAGAAGUACCUGCUAAAUCCUACAGCAAUGAAAUUGCAGUUUGAUGCAACUCCAGCAAAGGUAGCACAACUCGUCAACCCCAAAAUAUCUCACAAGGAACAACCAUCCUAUGCAAAUUUAUCAACAGAUGCAUCUGUUUGGGAACAGAAGCUCAAAGUUCAAGACUCACAACUGUCUGCUUACCUCAACCUCUUCAAACUAGUAGUUAAAGGAGAGAAACUAGAUCUUGCCCCACAAUUAUCAGCAAUCAGCCAUGAAGACUACAAAGAGCCACAACACAUGGUUCAAUUUGUCCCACAGCAUGACAUAAUAGAAAAAGAUGACGGACUACAUAUCAUAAUUGAGCUUCCAGAGUAUGAUGCUGAUGAUAAUUCAUCCGGCAAAAUUGAGGCUAUUUGCCUUCAUGAAAGAGAUCAAGGCAUCCUGUCAAUAACAGGAAUACGUCCACAUCUGCAAUAUUGUUCCAAUCCAUUUGAUGAGCAGAGUGAGCUUGAACUGAAAAACUAUGAAGAUCUGAAUGCAGACACUGCUCAUUCACGAAGAGAGAGAAGAACGGGUAACUUCACACUAAAAGUAUCAUAUAACUCAGCUGACUAUCUCGUCAAUAAAAAACCAGUAAUCAACAUAGCAGGGCCAGGCUGUGUGCAAGUCAGUGUUAUGAAGAAGCCUCAAGACUGACAGAAAUACACACACAACAACAAAAUUGAACUACUUCUAAUAGUCAAUGUUGUGUUUGAAUCCAAUAAGAACUCUACAACUUCAGUAUGGAUUUGAGUGCUUGUAGUAGUGAGAGUAUUUCUAAACGGAAUGUAGCUCAAAUUAUACCAUUUAUACGUCUGCCAGCUCA